GGCGGAGCUCUGUCGGUCCCUUCCCGGAGCCGGGGAGCGGCGCCGGAAAAGCUCUUCUCCCUUUCACUGGAGGGCGACAGGACUGCUUUCCAGUCUCCACCCGCGAGGAGAUUUAUGUGGAAAUCAAAGCAGAAUGGAUCGCUAUCGGUAUUUCAUCUUCAACCAGAGGAAUAUGGUGGUGCUAGGUCUGCUCCAGAUAGCCUUCAGCACGAUGUGUGUCGUCAGCGGGUUCAUAGAUGGCAUUUUCAGAAUGGAGUCUCAUCUCAGCAAAACCAGAGCUCCAGUUUGGUCCGGAAUGGUGAUGGGAGUCCCAGGAGUCCUGGCUUUGUUUUCCUCUCAGAGGAAGAAUCCAGUUCUUGUGAACAUAUUGAUAGUUGCUUCCAUAAUCUCUUGUGUUGCCAUCCUCAUCGUAAUAGUUUAUAGCUCCCUCACACUGAACUAUGGUGAAGAGGAGGAGCUGAGCUCUGCCCCAGUCCACGUUAUCCAUACAAGGUUCGUACUCAACAAGGUAGUCAAGGGUGCUAACAUAGCCAUGUUAGCUGCAUCUGUCUGCAGUGCUUUUGUUGUGCUGGCGAUGGCUUACUUGGGAUGCCGGAGUCUUCCACGCUGCUCGUGCUACGACAGCGUAACAGGGAUGGAAUGGCUGCAACCUAGUGAGGACCAAAAUCAGGCUGUGGAAAUGGUCUGCGCUGUACAAAGUCCUGGAGGGAAAAUUUUUGACUUCCCAGAUCGGUUUCCAACGCAGGACUUAGACACAGAGGAAGAUGCAUCCAAACCUCCACCAUAUAUCAGAAUGGCUUGAAAAUGUGAUUGAACGUUUGAAAGCUACUAGUCACAAAAUGCAGUGAGACAGAUGUAAGAAGUUCUUCAUCUCUAAAGAUGGUUGUGCACUUUUCCUCGGCCUUUUAAGAAACACACACAGAAAGAAAGAACUAUUGGAUUCCCAACAUUUUGCAAAGAUGACAGUGCAAAAGGGAAGAUCUGCAGAUGGUUUUGGACAUUCAGACUUUGCACAGUUAAAAUACCUCAUUGCCUCUGGAAAGCGUGAGCAUAUUUUUUUUCCUCCAUCUUUUGUACUUAAAUCAUGUUUUAUUCCCUUAGAUGUCAUCACACGGUUUGUCUAGCAGUGCUAGCU
Messenger RNA from Cuculus canorus (common cuckoo), 1135 nucleotides. RefSeq lists its product as uncharacterized. The record is from RefSeq and is a predicted model, not a curated record. Lineage: Eukaryota; Metazoa; Chordata; Aves; Cuculiformes; Cuculidae. The coding region runs from base 134 to 802 and encodes 222 amino acids. The transcript has 7 exons. Gene Ontology annotation, cellular component: membrane.